Hyaena hyaena (striped hyena) is the source of this 936-nucleotide messenger RNA. Its product is annotated as taste receptor type 2 member 41-like. The transcript has a single exon. Gene Ontology annotation, cellular component: membrane. Gene Ontology annotation, biological process: G protein-coupled receptor signaling pathway; detection of chemical stimulus involved in sensory perception of bitter taste; sensory perception of taste. The coding region runs from base 1 to 936 and encodes 311 amino acids. Gene Ontology annotation, molecular function: G protein-coupled receptor activity. The record is from RefSeq and is a predicted model, not a curated record. Lineage: Eukaryota; Metazoa; Chordata; Mammalia; Carnivora; Hyaenidae.
AUGCAGCCAGUGCUCUCGGGCUUCUUCAUGCUUCUCUUUGUCCUGCUGUGCCUCCUGGGAAUCCUGGCCAACGGCUUCAUUGUGCUUGUGCUGAGCAGGGAAAGGAUGCGGCGUGGGAGGCUGCUCCCCUCUGACAUGAUCCUCCUCAGCUUGGGCGCCUCCCGCUUCUUCCUGCAGUGGGUCGGCAUGGCGAACAGCUUCUACUACUUCCUCCACCUGGCCGACUACAGCACGGGUCCCGCGCGGCAGUUCUUCGGUCUCCACUGGGACUUCCUGAACACAGCCACCUUCUGGUUCAGCUCCUGGCUCAGUGUCCUCUUCUGCAUGAAGAUCGCCAACUUCACCCACCCCACCUUCCUCUGGCUCAAGUGGAGGUUCCCAGGGUCAGUGCCCUGGCUCCUCAUGGCUUCUCUUCUGAUCUCCUUCAUCGUCACCCUGCUCUUCUUUUGGGGAAACCAUGCUGUGUAUCAAGGAUUCUUAAUUAGAAAGCUUCCCGGGAACAUGACCUUCAGACAGUGGAGCAGGAGACUGGAAAUUCACUAUUUCUUGCCCCUGAAACUGAUCACCUUGUUCUUUCCUUGCUCUAUUUUUGUGGUCUCAAUCGCACUGUUGAUUAAUUCUCUGAGGAGACACACUGGGAGAAUGCGACUCAGCGCCCACAGCCCACAGGACCCCAGUGCCCAGGCUCACACCAGAGCUCUGAAGUCGCUCAUCUCCUUCCUCAUUCUUUAUGCUCUGUCCUUCGGGUCCCUGAUCAUUGAUGCUGCGGGUUUCUUCUCCUCAAAGAGUGACUGGUACUGGCCGUGGCAGAUUGUAAUGUACCUGUGUACAUCUGUCCAUCCGUUUUUCCUCAUCCUCAGCAACCUCAGGCUUCGAGGGGUGUACCGACAGCUCCUGCUGUUGGCCAGGGGCUUCUGGGUGGCUUCCCAGAAGUGA